AUGCGGAGCGGCACGAGCGGGUACCUCUGCGUCCGCAGUAGGGAAGACUCGAUUAACAUCAUCGCAAAGAACUCCCUCGUUGCAACAGGAAACCCCACAGCAAAUAACCAAGUGUCAAAAAACCCGAUGGGCGUGAUUCAAGACCUACGGCGUGUUACACACAUAUCAGAAGAGCAUUAUGACAAACUCCCCCGCCAACCCCGCACCCCGCCAAGCUCGAAGAACUUGGCAGUCCCCCAGAUGCCGGGGCGACACGGGUGUCCAAUACAAAAUUUUGACUGGCUGCGAGCCCUGGUGUUGCCCUUGUCACGGGAAGGAGCACCAACGGACCGUUCAGGGGAGGGCACUGAAAUCAACCGCGUGAUUCAAGAGGCCUACGAUGGAAGCACAGUCAACGCAUAUAUGUUUUGGCUCGCGGACGAUGCUGCAAACGCUCCCCUUCGAAACAAAUAUGGCGAGAACACAAGAGACGACACUGGGACGGUACCACCUAUUGAUGAACAUUGGCGGUCACCGUUCAUAGGGAAAACAGCUCUAGACGCAGUAUCUUUUCUGAAAUCACUACCGGAUGAUCGCAGCAUCGACUGGCAUUACUUCGCUGUUUUAGGCUCGGAUUACAAGGGACGAGGAAUGGUCACGAUAUACAGGAUUGGAGACGUGAAUUUGAUCGGCGAGGAGCUCGAAUCUCUUCCGUGUUCAGUUGCGGGUUCGACAUUGUUCUUGUCAGCGAUGGAACCAGACUACUGGGAGGAAACCAAGAGUAACCAGAGGAACGGUAACGAUCCUGUAGGCUGA
Molecule: messenger RNA, 795 nt
Organism: Dothidotthia symphoricarpi CBS 119687
Lineage: Eukaryota; Fungi; Ascomycota; Dothideomycetes; Pleosporales; Dothidotthiaceae
Exons: 3
Coding region: 1-795 (264 amino acids)
Source: RefSeq, a predicted model, not a curated record